AUUGCAAACCCUGCAGAACAAGAAUCUGCUCCGUUCUUUUUUUAUCAAAGUGCCCUUGCUUGUUAUUAACCAUAGUAAUGCUCCAUAACUAUGUCUACGGCCUCUAAAUUUGUUUUGGGAUUAUCGAUAGUACUCACUAUCAGUACGGUUGCAGGUGUUCAUAUCAAGCAGAGCUGGGAGAGACAGAGGCUGCACGAGGGUGUUUUGCGGGAUUUGGAGCGCGUGGCGCGCAAGCGCGAGAACCUGCGCACGCUAGAGGAGCAGAUCCAGCUGACCAGAGAGCUUGUGGCCAAACGCGACCAACGAGAGGCUGAAACGGCAGGAACAGACAAUUCAUAAACCCACAGUGUACGGAGGUACAACUUAAUUACAU
Molecule: messenger RNA, 373 nt
Organism: Xyrauchen texanus (razorback sucker)
Lineage: Eukaryota; Metazoa; Chordata; Actinopteri; Cypriniformes; Catostomidae
Product: protein PET117 homolog, mitochondrial-like
Exons: 2
Coding region: 91-339 (82 amino acids)
Biological process (GO): mitochondrial respiratory chain complex IV assembly
Cellular component (GO): mitochondrion
Source: RefSeq, a predicted model, not a curated record